This is a messenger RNA of Plodia interpunctella (Indianmeal moth), 1816 nucleotides long. RefSeq names its product UDP-glycosyltransferase UGT5-like. The record is from RefSeq and is a predicted model, not a curated record. The transcript is spliced from 4 exons. Gene Ontology annotation, molecular function: UDP-glycosyltransferase activity. Bases 100 to 1641 code for a protein of 513 amino acids. Lineage: Eukaryota; Metazoa; Arthropoda; Insecta; Lepidoptera; Pyralidae.
GAGUGACUAAAGACAAAGUCGAAAAGUCAUGUUUUCUUGCAAUAGGUACUAACUGUCGAUUAGUAAGCAUUUGAGACACCAUUGCUGUAGACGUUCAACAUGUUUACAUUAUUUUGGUUAACAUUGCUGUGUAGUGUAUUAGAAAAUGAUGCCGCUAGAAUAUUGGCGGUGUUCCCGACACCGUCGAUAAGCCACCAAGUGACUUUUAGGCCAUUGACUCAAGAACUAGUGAGGAGAGGACAUGAAGUUGUUGUCAUCACCGCAGACCCCGCCUUCCCAAAUGGAAACAGACCCGACAAUUUGACGGAAAUUGAUGUCCAUGACAUAUCAUAUAAACUUUGGAAUGAGAGAUUAACUAACGAAACAGUCCGGUUCGGAAAUAAAGAUGGUUUGAGGAAUCAAUUGGAUAUUAUUUUUGAAGUAAUGAUGAAAGUGUUUGAAGAACAAAUAAAAGUCGAAGCAGUACAAAACAUUAUAAAUAAUAAAACAGGUCCCUUUGAUUUAAUAAUAGUCGAAGCUUUUGUUUUACCAACUUUAGGGUUUUCGCAUGUUUUCAAAGUGCCUCUUAUACAAAUGAGUUCAUUUCUGCCUCUCUACAUCGAUAUGCAAAAUGUUGGCGCACCAAAUCACCCUAUCCUGUACCCAAACUUCGGUAGCCAGAAACUGGAUAAUUUGAGUUUGGGAGAAAGAAUAAAAACUUUGUUAGUAUAUCAUCUUAUAAAUAUGAAGAAGUAUGAAGAUGUUAUAGAUGGAGUCAUUAAAAAAUCAUUCGGGCCGAACACUCCUUCAGUUACAGAACUAUACAAUAAUAUAGACAUGUUAUUCCUGAACACAUUCCCGAUCUGGGACUCCAACCGUCCCGUGCCUCCGAAUGUGCAAUACAUUGGUGGAAUACACAUAAAUACCCCAAAAGAACUAACUCAGGACCUUCAAACCUAUCUGGAUUCUUCCAAAUACGGUGUGAUUUACGUAAGUUUUGGUUCAAAUGUGAGCCCUUCUACGCUAGCCCCGGAAAAAAUACAAAUUUUCCUAAAUGUUUUGUCUCGUUUACCUUACGAUGUCAUUUGGAAAUGGGAUAAGGACGAACUUCCCGGACGCUCGAAGAAUAUUAAAAUAUCAAAAUGGCUGCCGCAAUCAGAUCUUCUGAACCAUCCUAAAAUCAAACUGUUCGUCACCCAAGGCGGGCUCCAGUCCACCGACGAAGCGAUAGCCGCCGGCGUCCCACUGCUGGGCAUACCGCUGCUGGCGGACCAGUGGUACAACGUGGCCAUGUACGUGCGACACAAGAUCGGGAUCCUAGUCAACUUGGAAGACCUCAGUGAAGAAAACUUUGAGGCUGCAAUCGAAGCGCUCGCUACGGAUACUUACAAGCAGAACAUGAUAAAAUUCCGCGCGAUGAUCUACGACCAGCCACAGAAGCCUCUGGAGCGCGCAGUGUGGUGGACAGAACACGUCCUCCGUCAUGGCGGCGGCCGUCAUUUGCGGUCCCCCGCCGCCAACAUGUCCUGGGCUGCCUACUACGAAGCUGAUGUCAUCUUCUAUCUCGUUCUAGCAGCAAUACCCGUAUUAUACUUGCUAACGUCAGCUAUAACGGAGAUUAGCUCGUGUUUUCGCAAGACAAAAAAGGCGCCAAGCGCUUAAAAUUAAAAGUUAAUUAGAAUAAUUUAUGUCAAGUGCAUAUUUUUUUUUUGAUGUCACUAUUUGUCCUUCUACUGACUUUAAUGAUCUAAUUGCUGUCUAACCUACUUUGCAAAAAAAUAACUAAGUAGGUAUAAUGAAUUUACAGUCAAUAAUGUCACAAGAAAAAAAAAAGAAA